Messenger RNA from Aureobasidium subglaciale EXF-2481, 7685 nucleotides. RefSeq names its product glycosyltransferase family 4 protein. The record is from RefSeq and is a predicted model, not a curated record. Lineage: Eukaryota; Fungi; Ascomycota; Dothideomycetes; Dothideales; Saccotheciaceae. The transcript is spliced from 6 exons. Gene Ontology annotation, molecular function: glycosyltransferase activity. The coding region runs from base 58 to 7449 and encodes 2463 amino acids.
AAAGAAAUCAAUGCAUUGUUGGUGGCGUUACGAGACUUGCAUGUUUCGGUAAUCCUCAUGGGAGAUCCCGACCUCACAAUCAUCGAUUCACUCCAUUUCGGACUCGUCGACGGCCUCGUGAUACAGAAUGCGAGCGUGUUAGCUGAUGGUCAGCAUCGAGAUUUCUUCCGUGCAGUACAGGUCCGAGAAUGCGUUGCAAGAUGCAAGCGUCAGAUGAAGCAUCGACCCGAGUUUCUUAUGGGGUUCCUCGAAAUAUGGACCAUCAAACCCACAGCAGCCACUCUGCGCCGAGCAUACAAAUUGGCGGAUUUCUUUGGGGCUGUAAUUCAAGCUCAAGCAAUUUCGCAGCACAACACCCGAACGGAGAUGAGUCUUAGUGGAUUCGACUGGCUUAAGCGACCUGAAAUCGUAUAUUUGCAGAAGUGCUGGACGCAAAACCCAGCAACGAUCCCGCGUCCCGAAGCCGAGACAGACAAUUUUCAUUUCGAUACCCAAAAGCUGUCUGAAAUCUUGGGACCAGCGGAAAGCUUACUCGCAUUAUGUCCGCUAUCAUCCGAUCUGCUUUCCGUCUCGGACGAAAAGUUGGAGAGCAGUUCCAGUCCAGAUUACACUAUAGAUGCCCUAAGACGGGACAGUAUUUGGGAUGAAACAAGCUGCGGCGCUCCACUCUGCGAGACGGGGUGUUACAACUUGCGGGAUGAGAUUACCCAGGAGCAAUUCGACCGGAUACUGCAGACGCAGCGAAGCUUGAAGCAUUUGCAAAUGCUGCAUAUCUACGCAGAUAUUGAGAUUAUGUCAAUAUCAAAAGUCUUGAGCGUUACCUUGCAGAAUUCAUCCCAUACAGACCUGCUGCAGAAAUUCCUUGAUCAUCUCACCAGGGGUCAAGUGCGUAUCUUCAAGGGAUUAGACAGUGGCUUCAGUCUGCCGGAUUACGGCGGACACAUGCUAGGACUAUCGGAAAGCUCCCAGGAGGAUGGUCAUAGUAUCAUCGACAUUUACAUCUCACUUAAGAAUGUACACGAUGCCGCUACGAUCUGGCAUGUGUGGCUGGCACAUCAUGGCAUAUCGCGUUUGAAGUGCUUUGAGGAGGAGCUCUUGUUCUUCCCUGGUGCGCAGCUACCGAAAAGUUUACAGCAGGAGCUACGUCAAUGUACGGAAGCCGAGCUGCUAUAUAUCAUCCAACAAGUCCGGCUUAAUACUUUCGACCACGCUUUCCAUCACACCAUCAUAAAGACCUGUGCUGCUCUCCUGCUCGAGGAUACUACCAAAACUGCUUGGAACGUACUACAUUCUCGAGUGUGCUUGGACGAAUCACUGAACACGAGAACACUUCUUCGCAUGCGACUCGAGCAGUUUGUCAGACAAGGAACAGAUCAGCUUCCAAAGCUGGAGAGACUAGUCGAGCUCUCCGAUCUUCUUAGAAGAAAGUUACAGGAUGCUUUGUUUGCAAACGAUCGAUCUACAAUGUCCCAGCUUUCAGCACCUCUUGUUGAUGCGUACAAUGCUAUGGGGACUAUCCGACCUGCCGGACCCCAACUUGAUCUCUACGCGCUGAUGUACUUCUGCUCACUGCGCAAGCUUGCAUUCGAAGAUGUCUAUCUUGAAACUACAGAUCGGUGUCCAUUAUUUCUACAGCAACAUGAUCAAGCCGGGGUUUUCUCUGAGUUAUGGGUCCUUGGCUCACAAUGUGAGAUCUACUUUGGUCUAUUGCCACGUGCAUUGGGAGAGAUCACGUACGAAAAGUAUCACGACUAUCUGUCCCGUUAUCCUCCACCGCCCGAGUCAUGGAAUGGCAAGGACGUAUUUACGGCGUAUUCGAAUACUGAAGCUCGAAUACAACUGGAAGGCCAUGGAGUGAUGACAGGAUCUGGUUCGCCUGUAGAUCUGCCAGGACAAGCCUCAGGUUUCAAGCUUGAUGAGCCCGAGUCCACAAAACGCCUCGCCGAAGCUGCCAGCACGUUUGGAGCCAUGUCCAUCUUCUGUUUUCCAGCCGUGAUUGAUGUCGUGUUGCUCUCAUUCCUCGGUCGCGGCUUUUACCUGACGGCUUACAUGGACGACAUGGUGGUCAGCAUGGCCAAUUAUGCUAUCCUUACCGCACUUAUCAUGACUGGUGGCAUCACAGGUUGGGUUGGUAGUACUGGAGGGUUCUAUAUGUUCAGUUUCGCUUUCGACAAUAUGGCGCAUUUCAUUGUGCAGCGGUUUUCUGCGGCAUUCGUCUUGAGCACCGUCGUUGCUAUCUGCGGCUUCUUUGCAUUCGGCGCCCAAGAAUCUUGGUUUGGUGGUUUCAUUUUCCUGAUUUACCUUUAUGCCUUGACAACCUUUCUCAAUCUGUUAGGCAUGUUUGCCACAAUGCACCGGCUUGGCUGUCCAUUGACUUCUGGUCGUACCGCAAUGUGGAGGUGCAUCCCUAUUCUAUUCAUCUCGCCAAUACUCACCAUCUUCGUUGAUGACCAUGACCUCUUGAUCUAUCUGCUCAUAAUCUACACCUUCGUCAUCGCCCUCUUGUUUAGCUUUCGACAUCUCCUUCACGAAUGGACAACCUGGUUAAGCAAAGUGCCGUCGGUGAAAGAGAAGGACUUGAUGACAUGGUACAACAAUAAAUUGAAGGAAAAGCAAGGGUCGCUUCCUGAAGUCGACCCGCAACAAGUUGCAGCUGAAGCUCGGUAUGCUCUCAAGCUGGCAGUACACAGAUAUCGCAAUAGAAGCGUCAUCCACCAGCUUUUCAGUGCUGAAGCGGCCGUGGAUCCGUUCGUCAGCAAGAUGGGUACUGGACACUUAUACGCUCUCUGGCUACUUGAGAAAGAGGCCGGUGGUGCAGAUCUGCCCGAGACCUAUACGACGACAUGGUUUGUGCAGCUCGAACUUGCAUUCGCCAAUCAGCGGCAAUUGAUGCGUGGUCUGAAAGAGCACAGUCCGUUCAUCACCUUCCGCUACUCAAAGUACGACCUCGGGCAGAACGUUGGACUAUUCCUCGGCGCUUUGAUGGAUCGUUGGAUCGAUGUUGUCAUGAGCGCCAGGCAACCUGUCAUUGUUACGUAUUUCGACGAUCGUGCUCGUUACGGGAUCUGCUUCGGACUCUUGUAUUUCCUUUUUGGUGCAGUCUCAGUAGAUUUGGUUUUACAGAAGUACUGGCCACUUGCAACCGAGCUGCCAGACUGUAAGAUCGACAGCCUUGAUGCUUACAAUGAGAUCAAGCAGAAGCAGAAACAGACUCGCAACAAGUACUAUCGAAGUGCACUGGCCGAACUGUCCACUCUCUUGGCUAUCAACUUCGGCGUCAUGACCAUUCUCGUUUGGGCUUUUGUUAUUGAUCACAGAUCAGUCAUUCUCUACUUCCUGUAUAUCUCGGGAUACACAGGGGUAUGCCUCUUCCAGUUCCACCGAUGCUUCACGCAAAAUCCAAAAGCACACGUCAUUGCGGUCUUGAUCUGCUGUGUUGCUGGGUUCGUUGUGGGGUGCAUCCUGCGAGCGGUCUCUUCCACGUCUGACUUGUUUUACGACUAUGUCAUUGGCCUCAAUGUCACUUGCGUCUCUGCUGCAAUCGCGACCUUUUUCCUGACCGGGUACUUCUCACCACCAACCAGUUACCAUGUUGAAACGGGAGAUGACAAUUCAAGUGGAACGAUGAAUCCAAAAGAACGCCCUGCAAAUGGUGAUGGAGUCGAACCGACAAGCUGGGCGACCUUGUUCAAUACCCAUGGCGAUACACUGUGCAAUCUGUCACAUACGACCCACCGCAAAAUCCUCCAGCAUCUUUGCCUCGACAUCGAUGUUAACGUGCAGUGGACGAAACUACCCGAAGAUAUCCGCUAUCUUGUCGUGUCGCGUGUGCUUGGAGUCACUGGUCACACGACUCUUGCAGCUAGGGCAUGGUUAGCUGCAGAGUCAAAAAGUACAGUCCAAUCCGAUGAUGAGCUUGCAAGAUGCUUGAAGGAUCACAUGGGCAAGAAGUCAACCGUCAGCAAGGAUGAGAACAACGCUUUCAAAGUCGCAGGCUCAUAUCGCGAUCCAGAGCUGACCUCAGUGCUUGGCAGAGAGUUUGGAAUGAUCUCAAAGCUCAGACAUGUCGUCACGAGCGUCGUUUCGACUAUAUACGGCAUUGUGAAGUGGACUGCUCUCAUAUCUGGUGGCGCACCGGACGUCAAUCGUGAGCUGUGGUUUGCUCUGAGGGACAAUUCUCUGCGCACACCGCUGCUCUGGAGCCUUCUGAAAAUCUGGAAGGCAUGCUGGUUUAUCAAGAAUUUUUGGACAUAUCUGUUCUUGAUCCUCGGCAAGCCAUCCCUGCAUGUGUUCUUAGAAAUGAAGGAUCGAGGACUGCCUAGAACACUGCGUGGAGAUGCCAUCACAGUAGACACGCCUUUCUCAAAAACCACCGGCUUCAUCUCCCGUGAUGUCGAUGGCAACCUGGUGGUCACAGCCUUCGAUGGUAUUCACGAAAUUCCACCUGAUUCACAAGCGUUGAAAACCCUAGCAAUCUACGAUAAAUCUUAUCGCGUCACCCACUUCGAGAACAACCCCGGCAACCCGAAAACAAAAACUACUUCUACGUUCGAUUACCACAACCAAGAGUGGAAACGCUGGCCGACCGGGAAGACCACCAAGGAUGAACGCGGACACGAGAUCAUCUCGACCUAUGACAAACAUGGCCGUGUCGUGAGCGGAAAGCUUUUUCGGGGAGAAGUCGAGUUUUCUUUUGAAUAUCUAUAUAAGAAGAGGCCAAAGGGCAAUACCGAAAUCCUUCGGGCCACAUACAUAAAAGGAAAUGCUGAAGACAGUGCUUCUGUAAUCUCAGUGUACUGGAGUAUGCAACCUCGAUCCGAUUCGGACAAGGUGAAAAACUGGACUCCAUCUCACAAAAUUAGGCGGGUCGUCGCUAGUCUAGACGGGAAAACAUACGAGACCGAUUGGGUGUACAAGCACGCAAGAGAUCCAGACCUAGAGACAACCUUGACAGACGAGCACGGCACGAUCCUGACUGGUGUGGCAGCACCCGCAGCUAUCUUGGAAGACGAGUUUGGUUUCCUCAAGAAACCAGAAGACUUAUCUUUCGAUAGCGUUGACUUGCUUGUAUAUCAUCCUCUGAGCUGGCUCGAAAGGUUCCCAAGGCGCGGUGCCCAGACAUCGAAGUCAACUUCGUGGAUCAUGUCCUUCAUGCCAUUUGUCUAUUCUGAGGUCAAAGAAAAGAAGAUCUACCGCAAGCUACCCACCUCGGUGUUGAGGACCGCCCUAUGGACUUUCUGGGCUAAACCGCCAUACCUGGACGCUGUUUCAGCAUGUUUUCUCGAUGAGAUGAUACUGCGUAAGGAGCCUCUACUUCAGAGGUAUUGGAGGCUCCGUGAUGCCGGUCACCUCUUACACGCCGCGCACAAUCUGGACGAGAAUCUGGAUCUGAUCAUAUCGGCGAUCGAGCCUUCAGCUGAGGCCUCGCAAACUUGUCCUUUGCUUAUCAAAGCUUCAGACCUAUUCGUGAUGGGCCUUGGCAAGGAUGCGAAUCAGGUCACGGCUCGCCCAGAGGAUGCAUAUCGCGACACUCAUACUUUGACGUCGGUGAUAUUCUCUGAUAAUGGUUGCUGGCCAGACAAUCCUGGUGGCGUCUCAAAUUGUAGGCGAGACCUAGUGAACGGACACACUACUAUCCGCGGCCAUUGCUUGGCCGAAUCAGCCAACGACUUUGGUAUACCACGCUACCAGAUCGAGCAGAACAUCAACUCUUUGAAAAUUCUUCCACUGUGGGGCUUGGAUAGAAAGACACCCUACCAUGGAGUACUUGACAAUCUGCUCCAGACUCAGAUUGAUGAACGAAUCUUCGAGACUAGAAUUGAAGAGGACAUCAAAUCCAUCUUCAUUCCUCUCCUUACAUCAUUUGUCAAGGGAGCUCGAAUGAGACGAUAUGCUCGUAGUGACCUGGUCACACUCAGCAAUGUCAUCCUACAGAUGAACAGGUAUUUUGAGAAGUGUGACUUCAACAAAACCUGGGAUAACAAAGAUGUGUGGGACGCUUGGAUUCAAGCUUGGUUGAUCGACUAUCAAGAUCCGAACAUCGGGCUCCCGCGAGACCUCUUCGAGAUUGAACAAGCAUCCAUGAGUGACUUUAAGAGUGCCUUGGGCUUGUAUGUUUGCUACUUCUUCAUAUACUCAGUUGGGCUCCCGGUAGAGUGCCCGACUGUGUUCCAGAGUACCCACCAUGGAGUCAGUAGUCUCUACGGAAUGCUACUCAAAUACCGCCGAGGCACUACCUGGGGCAUUUGGGACCAUGCCAUCUUGUGGAGAGAGACAUGCCUGAACAUUAGUCCUGCACAGUGUCUGCUUCCAAUCCCCGUUCAGUCGAUGCUUCUGGCUGGGAUCAAAUUGGCCUGUCAUCUGGCUUAUACCCAUGUCGACAUUGUUUUGCCCUGCACUUCGGUGUUCAAUCCAGAUUGGGAGAUUGACCUGGGAACUGAUCAAGGAUUACGUGGUAGCAAAAAGCUGUUUGCACGCAAGAUCGACCCCAUCGUCAACGGUAUUGGGAACAUGGAUGCUUUCCAACCUGUCACAGAGACGCGAAGUAAGCUUCCGACUUGCGUUAUGCUAUCGAAUGUGCAAUUCAUCAAGGACGUUAAGAAUGCUGUGCUAGCCGCGGAUGUCAUUGUGAACAAGUAUGGCUUCAGCGACUACCGCUUGGUCGUGUACGGUGCUCAGGACCGCCAACCAAGCUAUGCCCUGGAGACUACCUCACUUAUCAACACCCGCAACCUCAACGGCAAAGUCAUACUCGCAGGCUUCGGUUCACCCAAAGAAGUGCUCAAGGAUGCCUGGCUGUUCAUGAAUUCUUCACUAUCUGAAGGCCUUCCACUGGCAAUUGGAGAAGCUGCCCUAUCUGGUAUACCGAUUGUUGCUACAGAGGUUGGCGCCACUGCACUUGUCCUCACCGACCCCGACGACUCCACAAAACGAUACGGCGAAGUUGUGCCCCCAAACGACCCGGAAGCACUUGCACGAGCGCAACUGAGUAUUCUUGGUAUGCUUGGACCCUGGGCGGAGUACACAACCGACAAGAUCAAGCCGGCACCACUUCCAGAUAAUUUUAAGACGACGGACGUUGCAUGGAUAACCGCGCGUAUGUACGAUAAGGCAGACGACCGUCGGGCACUAGGUCUGAAACUCCGAGAUGUGGUUCUCCGCAGUUUUCACGGUCAAAGAUAUUUGCGUGAGCAUGAACAGAUGUAUUGGGUCCAACGCAGGUGGGCAGAAACUCGUCGCUCUGCUCAAAAACUUAGUCGUCACCCGCCAGCAAACGCCGCUUUCGGCGAAUCCAACAUCUUCGAGUACGAUGAUGCUGCAGACACUGGCGCGGACGCUAAAGCGCGUUGGCAAGACUUUCGCCUGGACAAGCUCCUGAUUGACAGUCAUCCACCGCCUCGAAAAUAUAGCUUGGGUACGUAUGAGAGGGGUAUGUCGACUAUCGGAUGAGCGUUGGUUUGAAGAGGACAGAUCAAGGAGACGGCCGUAGGUCAAGGUUUGAGCGUUCGGAUGUCCAUUUCUAGUUCCGUACCGUGUAUCAUUUCGGAUGUGGUAUCAAUGCCCGUUUUGUGUAAUCUAGUUUUAGCACUGCGUACGGCAGGUAUGAACCAGAAAGGGGCUCUCCUUGGCGACAACAUGUUACUCAAAUGGCAGGAGUAGGCAAGCAGCCAUCUGUGAUUCAUCCG